Danio rerio (zebrafish) is the source of this 3266-nucleotide messenger RNA. It is a transcript of the gene tpcn2, whose product is annotated as two pore segment channel 2. The record is from RefSeq and is marked validated. NCBI's taxonomy places the organism in Eukaryota, Metazoa, Chordata, Actinopteri, Cypriniformes, Danionidae.
GUUGUCGAGCCUCGAGACUGUCACUUUACUUACAAACAUGGGUAGGAGAAGACUUGUUUAAGGUCUGUUCUUCAAUACCAAAACUUUCAACGCUCUGUUUGGGAUUUACUUGGGAGUUUUGUAGGACACUUGCAGCCGUUUAGAUGGAAGAAGAACCGCUGCUGGCUGGCAGCAUUAACCAGGGUUCAGGAGAUUAUGGAACUCACAAUGAAAGUUGUCCACAUUAUCCGGAUGAACACACGCCGAGAUCAAGACGACUGUCCUAUUCGGUGACUGACGAUUCGUGCAAUGUGGAAGAAGAUGCUGAUGCAGACCUUUAUGUCCAGCAGGCAGUAGUAUUCAUCGAAGAUGCGAUUAAGUAUCGAUCCAUUAACCACAGGGUGGAUUCUGGGUCCUUACGAUUGUAUAGAUGGUACUACUCCAACUUAUGUCAGUGGGGUCUGGGCUUAACUAUUGCUGUUGUACUGGCUUUGGCCUUCAUUGAGAGACCCUCCUCUUUAACCUACACCUCAGACAUUCGUGUCAAACCCAAGCCCUGGGAGCCACCCUGUGGAAUGACAGAGGGGAUCGAGAUCGUCUGCCUUUGUAUCUUCAUCCUAGAUGUCACCGCAAAGAAUUUAAGAGUCAGGAGACUGAUUCGCCCAUUUUUCCUCCUACAAAACUCUUCCCUUAUGAAGAAAACUCUAAAAUGUAUUAAAAGGACCCUUCCCGAGAUAGCAAGUGUGAUUCUUCUCCUGGCAUUGCACAUCUGCUUAUUCACCAUGAUUGGAAUGCUGAUCUUUGCCAAAUCAGAUGACCCGAAGCAGAAUGGAGAAUGGCAGACAUACUUCAGAAACCUUCCCAAAGCUCUUUCUUCUCUGCUAGUGCUGCUCACCACAGCUAAUAACCCUGAUGUCAUGAUUCCAGCAUACUCUCUAAACCGAGGCUAUUCUAUAUUUUUCAUACUCUUUAGUGUGUUUGGAACAUAUUUGUUGAUGAAUCUAAUGACAGCUAUUAUUUAUAACCAGUUCAGGGGAUAUUUACUGAUGUCAGUUCAGACGUCUAUCAUCAGGAGGCGUCUGGGUAUCCGGGCUGCGUUUGAGGUGCUCUGCUGUCCAGGCCGAGGUCACACCAGCACUCAGGCUGAAGGCCACGUGGAGCGUGUGGCGGUGAACAUGUUUCUGAAGGUCAUGGAGAGAGUCCACAUGAAAUCCUACUGCAGACAAGCUAUCGUUAAGGCCGCUCGGCGGUUUCCAGAUGGCUUCAUCAGCGGCGAGGACUUCCAGAGGCUCUUCAAUGAGCUGGACAAGGAUUUUGUUAAAGAGCAUCCACCAAAGCCUGAGUACAGUUCCUCUGGCCUGCAGCAUAUCCAGUAUGUCUACAGUCACUAUUAUAUUUCUGUGCUGGGAAAUGCUGUCGCUCUGGCCAAUGUCAUCUGCAUUUGUACUGUUUUGGUUCUGAAUGCAGAGAAAUCUGCCUCAGAGAAAAAUUACUUUUAUAUGGAGAUCAUCAACUGUAUUUUCAUCCUGUACUAUUUAAUAGAGAUGCUGCUGAAAAUAGUGGCGUUUGGUUGGAAAGGUUAUCUGUCAUACAGGAAUAACAUUUUUGAUGGAUUUCUCACAGUUCUUCUGCUGGCAAUUCAGAUCGUCAUAUUCAUCACAUUCAAGAUUCCCUAUGUGGACGUGGAUCCGGUUCCGCGGCACGUGAUGGCUUUGUGGGAGAUGAUACGACUGGUCAACAUGUUGAUCGUUUUCCGCUUCCUUAGGAUUAUUCCAGAAAUCAAGUUGAUGGCAGUGGUGGCCAGCACUAUCGUUGACCUGGUAAAAAACCUACGGGCAUUUGCUGGGAUUCUUCUGGUGGUAUACUAUAUGUUUGCAGUUCUCGGUAUCUGGCUUUUCCAAGGAGCUAUUAGUCCUCCAUCAAACAUGAGUCUGGUCUCCAACUCCAGCUUGGAGAACAUCACAGGGCCCUAUAGCAUGGAAUGUGGUACUUUUGAGCAGCUCGAAUACUGGCCAAACAACUUUGAUGACUUUGCUUCGUCUCUGAUUCUGCUCUAUAACAUCAUGGUGGUGAAUAACUGGCAUGUUUUCACAGACGCAUAUGCCAGAUACACUACAGACUGGUCUCUGGUGUACUUUGUGGUCUGGUGGUUGACAUCUUCAGUCAUGUGGGUCAACCUGUUUGUGGCACUCAUUUUAGAGAACUUCACCUAUAAGUGGGACCGCAGUAAUGGUCUGUCUGUUGAAGAUGUGGAGAGGAUCGCCUAUCAAAGCACUGUGCAGCUUAUGUUCAAAGAGCACGUCAAAGAGCCGACAGAAGAAGAGUUACUAGCUCAACUACAUCAACAUCCUCAUCUCCACCUCUCCUGGUGACCCCCUCACCUCGGCCUUUAAUACAUAAUUACACAUACCCACAAUCCUCCAGGACUCCAUCACGUCUGUGUAGGCCUCAUGUUUACACAUCCAUCCAUUUUGGAGAGCCUGUUUCCCAUUACAGGAUCUGUGUCGCUUCAGGUCGGUCUGGGAAAGGGUGUGUGUGUGUGUGUGUGUGUGUGCGUGUGUUUUCCAGCACAGUUAACGUUCAGAGGAACUUCAAUUUAUAAUGUAUAGUCUCUAGUUCUUGUUUUAUCCUCAAGACAACCUGUUAAUGAAGGUAGCAUAAGUAUGCAUAAGUGGUUUUGAUUUACCCCUUUUUUUGUCGUUUGAUGAUAAUGGAUUUAUUUAUUUUUUGUAAGUCUGUUACAGUCUGUAGAUCUGUGGAUUGUUUGAGAAAUCAUGGGUAAAAGGGACAAUUAACGUGUACAUUUUUUUAAAAGAUGUGUUUUAUUGAUUUGUAGAUUCAAUAUUUCUGACGUCCAUUUUGUUUGUUCAGCGACCUUUAUUUAAGUUAGAUUUUACUGUAUGUUGUACAGAAAUCUUAAUCAGGAAAUCUCUCAAGGAAAUACUUUCAAGUCCAGAUCAUAUUUCAUCAUAUUUCAUCUAGCUAACAACCAAACACAAAACCUGAAUUUGCUAAUUAUUGCAUUUAAUUUAUGUAGUAAUAUGUAAUAUUCGCUCAUUGCAUGCUGAUGGUUGAACUGAGAACUGUGAAUGCCACGAUGGUAAAAUCUAUACAAACUGGGCUUUGUUUACUGUAUGUGCAUUUUUGUGAUUUAUGACCUGGACUGUUUGACAAUGACUUAUUACGGGAAACAUUUGGUUUUUCAGCCAUAUCAACAAUAUAUAUUGCUCUAACCAGUACAUUUGGCUGAAUAUUGCUAUAAAUACACUGAAUCCUGAAUUGUGAAA